CUCACUCACUCACUCACUCACACUCACUGACUGCGCAGGAUGGCUCCUUCUAACACUAGCAUGGUGCAGACUGCUGCCAAUGAGCUCAGCUCACAGGGACUGAGGAAGCUGAGAAAGCCAGUGAUUGAGAAGAUGAGGAGAGAUCGCAUUAACAGCAGCAUUGAGCAGCUCAGAACUUUACUGGAGAAAGAGUUUCACAAACAUCAACUUCCAUCCAAACCAGAGAAAGCUGAUAUUCUGGAGAUGACAGUGACCAUCCUGCAGCAGCACCUGGCUGGGAAAUCUGCUCCAUCAUCCAGCCAGAGCUACAGAGAAGGUUACUCCAGAUGCCUCCAGGAGUCUGAGCGCUUCUUCUCCCUGAACAAACAGACAGAGGUCCAGGUGAAGCUUCUGCAGAACAUCCAUGGGUCACAAGCUGUGGCAGAGAGGGGCUUCACUUCUGGAUCUGUUUUGUACUCAACACCAAGCAAAGCAAUUGCUACAGAGACCACAAAGGCUGUCUGGAGACCCUGGUAGUCACUCUAUGGACACUGGACCAUUUUUCUUUUGCACAGAGGACAAUGUAGUCAUGCAGGCCUUUGGGUUUGUGUGCUUUAUACGAGAUGGACAAUUUGAAGUCCUAAUCUGGCUUUGCCAAUGACUAUGCUUUACCAUGUGAUGAUAGAGUAAGCAUGUUAGUAAUGCUCUUAUCCUUGUGUGUUUUAUAUUAAAACAUCAGCCCAGACAUAAAAGAGAUACUGGGGCCUUAUAUGAAAUGAAGGCUGGCAUGAGGUCAGGUAGAUGUUCUAGGCUAUCCUAUUCCAUGUCAGAAUGUUGGCUGUCAGAGCGGUAUGAGAUAUUUGUAACCUUCAGUGAAGGGAUACAUUUUAUAGUAUAAAUAAUGUCAAUAUGUGGUUACAGUUGAUUAUUUAACACUUUUGCCACCUUAAGUUACUGUCCCAGGGGUAAUAAGAGGCUGUCAAAUAUUAUAAUGAAGGCUCAGUGGCCUUGAGAUAUAGAUUUUGUUGUAUAUUACAGCAGUUGUAUCCUCGGUGAGGAUUACUAUUAUCAUUCUUUUCAUUAUAUGGAUACCUGUGCAGUAACAUGGAUUAUUACAUGAACGGUGGUGAUUGGUUGUAUUUGACAUUUGAUUUCUAAAUGUUCUUUAAAUUGUUUUCCAUUGUAUGGACCAGAGAUAAUGUUAUAUUUUCUGGAUCUGCAAUAUUUGCAGGGAUUAUCAGUAAAGUUUGCAACAUGCAACUUGAUAUUAUCUUUUUUUUAUAUAAAAAAUGUAUUUAUAAUAAUUAUAUUUUUAUGUGUUCAUAUCUUUGAAUAUCAAAUGAAAUGUUAUCAAUAAAAUAAUUUGAGUGAAAUUAAA
Molecule: messenger RNA, 1357 nt
Organism: Spea bombifrons (plains spadefoot toad)
Lineage: Eukaryota; Metazoa; Chordata; Amphibia; Anura; Pelobatidae
Product: transcription factor HES-5-like
Exons: 3
Coding region: 40-516 (158 amino acids)
Biological process (GO): regulation of transcription by RNA polymerase II; anterior/posterior pattern specification; regulation of neurogenesis
Cellular component (GO): nucleus
Molecular function (GO): RNA polymerase II cis-regulatory region sequence-specific DNA binding; protein dimerization activity; DNA-binding transcription factor activity, RNA polymerase II-specific
Source: RefSeq, a predicted model, not a curated record